Molecule: messenger RNA, 417 nt
Organism: Monoraphidium neglectum
Lineage: Eukaryota; Viridiplantae; Chlorophyta; Chlorophyceae; Sphaeropleales; Selenastraceae
Exons: 5
Coding region: 1-417 (138 amino acids)
Source: RefSeq, a predicted model, not a curated record
AUGUCGCGGUCAAAGGAGGAGGGGGCUGCAGCAGACGCGCCGUCCACCAGCGGCAGCACAAGCAGUGCUGAGGUGGACGUGGAUGCCGCCUUGGCACGCCGCCGCAGCCGCCGGAGGAUCCAGCCCGCCGUGAAGGUCGAGUCCGCAGCGGUCGCGCAGGCGACGGGCGCGGCGCCGCAGACGCCGGUCGGCGAGUUUGAGACCGCCGUGGUGCAGCUGCUCGGCGGCUUCUUCGCCCUCCUGCUCGCGGAGGGCCUUUUGCUGGCGGCCUCGGGCUUCCUGCCGGAGGACUGGGACCAGUUCAUUGAGAAUGUGCUGUACCCCAGCUUCAGCCCCCAAAUGCUGGCAUUCCUGGGGGCCAGCUCGUUCUAUGGCCUUUGGAAGACGGGGAAGCUGCCCGGACAGAAGCAAAUGUGA